Messenger RNA from Gymnodraco acuticeps, 3174 nucleotides. RefSeq names its product zinc finger protein 436-like. The record is from RefSeq and is a predicted model, not a curated record. Gene Ontology annotation, molecular function: RNA polymerase II cis-regulatory region sequence-specific DNA binding; DNA-binding transcription factor activity, RNA polymerase II-specific. Gene Ontology annotation, biological process: regulation of transcription by RNA polymerase II. The transcript is spliced from 3 exons. NCBI's taxonomy places the organism in Eukaryota, Metazoa, Chordata, Actinopteri, Perciformes, Bathydraconidae. Bases 335 to 2062 code for a protein of 575 amino acids. Gene Ontology annotation, cellular component: nucleus.
ACCUUAAAGUUGUUUGCAAUCCGCCUUUAAAUCGAGAGACGAAGAAGAAGUAAUGCACCGGAAGUGAUGGUCUCGCUCUUUCUAAUGGAACCAGAUCACGUCUCGUGGGUUCUCUCGGUUCUCUCGCUACAUCCAUGGUUCUCUCUCGGUGUUCCUGAGGAAGUGUGUGUGCACAGCUGAUCCGUCCAUCGUCUGUGUGUCUGGAUGAACCUCUGACUUUGUGCUCUUUCUUCUGAAACCUUUAGCUCGGACUCUAGAAGCUAGCUUAUCAUGCUAGCUGGUAACACGCUAGCAACACAGAGUGAGAGAAACAGGAAGUGGUGAUUUAGUAAACAUGAGUGUUGUCCUGCUCUCGUUGGUGAAGCAGCGACUCACUGCGGCUGCUGAAGACAUCUUUGUUCUGUUUGAAAGAACGAUAUCAGAGUACGAGGAGGAACUGUCUCGUUCAAAACAGGAGAACGAGAGACACCGGAAACUACUGGACGCUGUUUUACAGCCUCAGCUUCAGAUCCACAGAGCAGACGUCCAGCAGCUGGUGGUGGUUAAAGAAGAGGUUCCCCCUGAGCAGCAGGAGUGGAGCUCCAGUCUGGACCAGGAGGACCCAGAGCCCCCCCCACACAUUAAAGAGGAGGAACACUGUAGUCAGGGGGGAGAGCAGCUUCAAGGGCUGGAGGAGGCUGAUAUCACCAAGUCCACAUUCACUCCUGUCCCUGUGAAGAGUGAAGAUGAUGAAGAGAAACCUCAGUCCUCUCAGCUUCAUCAAAGACAAACUGAACACCUGGAAACAGAAGCUGAUGGAGAGGACUGUGGAGGACCAGAACCAGCCAGGAACUCAGAUCCAGAGAGACAUUUACAACCAGAGACUGAGGACAACCCUGGAGACUGUUCUGAACCUGACACUGAAGACAGUGCUGAUUGGAAGGAGACCAGAGAACCAGACGUCCAGCAGCUGGUGGUGGUUGAAGAAGAGGUUCCCCCUGAGCAGCAGGAGUGGAGCUCCAGUCUGGACCAGGAGGACCCAGAGCCCCCCCCACACAUUAAAGAGGAACAGGAGGAACUCUGGAUCAGUCAGGAGGGAGAGCAGCUUCAAGGGCUGGAGGAGGCUGAUAUCGCCAAGUCCACAUUCACUCCUGUCCCUGUGAAGAGUGAAGAUGAUGAAGAGAAACGUCAGUCCUCUCAGCUUCAUCAAAGACAAACUGAACACCUGGAAACAGAAGCUGAUGGAGAGGACUGUCGAGGACCAGAACCAGCCAGGAACUCAGAUCCAGAGAGACAUUUACAACCAGAGACUGAGGACAACCCUGGAGACUCUUCUGAACCUGACACUGAAGACAGAGCUGAUUUGAAGGAGACCAGAGAACCAGGUUCAAACCCUCAGAAAAUUAAACAAAACCCUGUCAGUGAUUCAAUACGUAGUGCAGGAGAGAAUACAUUUGGCUGCUCUUUGUGUGAGAAAACGUUUAAACAGAGAGGAAAUUUAAAUCGGCACAUGAGAAUCCACUCAGGAGAGAAAACAUUUGGCUGCUCAGUUUGUAAGAAAUCUUUUGCACAGAGAGGAAAUUUAAAGCAACACAUGAGAGUCCACACAGGAGAGAAACCAUUCAUCUGCUCAAUUUGUAAGAAAUCUUUUGCAGAUAGAGGAGAUUUAAAGAAACACACAAGAGUCCACACAGGAGAGAAACCAUUCAGCUGCUCAAUUUGUAAGAAAUCUUUUGCACGGAGAGGACAUUUAAAGGAACACAUGAGAAUCCACACAGGAGAGAAACCAUUCAGCUGCAGAGUUUGUGACAAAAGAUUUAUCCGGGGUAAUCUAGUCAAAACCCAUAAGUGUGUUGGUCGUCAGUCCUCACAGCUUCAUCAAACUCAAACUGAGGAGAACAGAGAGGCAGAGCCUCCAGCCAGCAGCUCAGCUGAACACAUGGAAACAGAAGCUGAUGGAGAGGACUGUGGAGGACCAGAACCAGCUAGGAACUCAGAUCCAGAGAGACAUUUACAACCAGAGACUGAGGACAACCCUGGAGACUCUUCUGAACCUGACUCUGAAGACAGUGAUUAUUGUUAGGUUUAAACUCUUUGAGUUAGUCCCAGUAAGUGUGUGUAUAACACGAUACCUGCUCUGAGUGUGAUAAAAUAUCAUUGCUCUAAGUCAAGUCUGAAUGUGCAUUUAAAACAAAUAUUAAGCACAGAAACAAGUCCAUUUGGCUCUAAUGACACCAAAGUAACCAACACUUAUGGUGACACUGACAAACAACCAGAGCCAGCCAAGAACAUGACUUUAGCUUCUCCUGACCCUGAAAUCAGUGGUGAUUGGAAAGAUCUGUUAUUCCGGUUAAACACUCUGAACCAGUGGUUCUCAACUGGUCAGGCCUCGGGACGCACUUUUUUCCUUUGUCAAUAAAUCGCGAACCGACAUUUGUUUAUUUGCUUUUCAGCAGACAAAAUCAAUUAAAGUGAAGUACAGUGCAUAUAUCCCUUAUAUCCCUUCACGGAACUAAAGUAUGCUUUUAAAAAAAGUUUAAUGAGAUGAUGGAAUCAAGGCUGAACUGUAUAACAUAAAAAGGCACACAUGCUGAAAACCCAACCCCAGCAGGGGCCAAUUUGUGGCCCCACGCAAAGUCAUAUGAUGAGGCCCUCCGUGUCGCAGCGGCAAAACUGUGCCGCGCUUACACUAAUUGCGCCGCAUAACGGUGCGCUCAGUUGAGGGACCCCUCCGCAAGAUGAGGCCCCCUCAGCGAGGUGAGGCCCCACGCAGUCUGCGUGAUCUGCGUGUAGGAAGGGACGGCCCUGCAUUCUGGUGCACUCUGAGAUUAGGCUACUACCCGACAUAUUAAUAAUAUUUGAUGCCAUUGUUUGUGUUUCACUUUGUUCUGAAGCUGAACUUGCUGCUCCUCACAGAGAGAAGAGUAAAGAGGAGAUAGUCUUUGUGAAUUACUUUAAAUUGUGGGUAAGGGUAGAUAGCUCCCAUUGUACUGUGACCUGGCAAUCAUCAAACCGGGGGUCAUAUUUCAUUAUGUGUUCAUUUGUGUUCGGCAGUGACUGAGUCGGAGUUGCUGGACCUGAAGCUGGACUACAAAACAUACUGUAGUUAUGAGACUGAAAAAGACUCACACUCGAGUCCUCACUAACACUAAGAAAGAGGAUCAGUCCAGUUCUGAAGUCUUUACACUGGUUCCU